AUGGGGGGGGGGGGGGGGGGGGGGGGGGGGGGGGGGGGGGGGGGGGGGGGGGGGGGGGGGGGGGGGGGGGGGGGGGGGGGGGGGGGGGGGUGGGGGGGGGGGGGGGGGGGGGGGGGGGGGGGGGGGGGGGGGGGGGGGGGGGGGGGGGGGGGGGGGGGGGGGGGGGGGGGGGGGGGGGGGGGGGGGGGGGGGGGGGGGGGGGGGGGGGGGGGGGGGGGGGGGGGGGGGGGGGGGGGGGGGGGGGGGGGGGGGGGGGGGGGGGGGGGGGGGGGGGGGGGGGGGGGGGGGGGGGGGGGGGGGGGGGGGGGGGGGGGGGGGGGGGGGGGGGGGGGGGGGGGGGGGGGGGGGGGGGGGGGGGGGGGGGGGGGGGGGGGGGGGGGGGGGGGGGGGGGGGGGGGGGGGGGGGGGGGGGGGGGGGGGGGGGGGGGGGGGGGGGGGGGGGGGGGGGGGGGGGGGGGGGGGGGGGGGGGGGGGGGGGGGGGGGGGGGGGGGGGGGGGGGGGGGGGGGGGGGGGGGGGGGGGGGGGGGGGGGGGGGGGGGGGGGGGGGGGGGGGGGGGGGGGGGGGGGGGGGGGGGGGGGGGGGGGGGGGGGGGGGGGGGGGGGGGGGGGGGGGGGGGGGGGGGGGGGGGGGGGGGGGGGGGGGGGGGGGGGGGGGGGGGGGGGGGGGGGGGGGGGGGGGGGGGGGGGGGGGGGGGGGGGGGGGGGGGGGGGGGGGGGGGGGGGGGGGGGGGGGGGGGGGGGGGGGGGGGGGGGGGGGGGGGGGGGGGGGGGGGGGGGGGGGGGGGGGGGGGGGGGGGGGGGGGGGGGGGGGGGGGGGGGGGGGGGGGGGGGGGGGGGGGGGGGGGGGGGGGGGGGGGGGGGGGGGGGGGGGGGGGGGGGGGGGGGGGGGGGGGGGGGGGGGGGGGGGGGGGGGGGGGGGGGGGGGGGGGGGGGGGGGGGGGGGGGGGGGGGGGGGGGGGGGGGGGGGGGGGGGGGGGGGGGGGGGGGGGGGGGGGGGGGGGGGGGGGGGGGGGGGGGGGGGGGGGGGGGGGGGGGGGGGGGGGGGGGGGGGGGGGGGGGGGGGGGGGGGGGGGGGGGGGGGGGGGGGGGGGGGGGGGGGGGGGGGGGGGGGGGGGGGGGGGGGGGGGGGGGGGGGGGGGGGGGGGGGGGGGGGGGGGGGGGGGGGGGGGGGGGGGGGGGGGGGGGGGGGGGGGGGGGGGGGGGGGGGGGGGGGGGGGGGGGGGGGGGGGGGGGGGGGGGGGGGGGGGGGGGGGGGGGGGGGGGGGGGGGGGGGGGGGGGGGGGGGGGGGGGGGGGGGGGGGGGGGGGGGGGGGGGGGGGGGGGGGGGGGGGGGGGGGGGGGGGGGGGGGGGGGGGGGGGGGGGGGGGGGGGGGGGGGGGGGGGGGGGGGGGGGGGGGGGGGGGGGGGGGGGGGGGGGGGGGGGGGGGGGGGGGGGGGGGGGGGGGGGGGGGGGGGGGGGGGGGGGGGGGGGGGGGGGGGGGGGGGGGGGGGGGGGGGGGGGGGGGGGGGGGGGGGGGGGGGGGGGGGGGGGGGGGGGGGGGGGGGGGGGGGGGGGGGGGGGGGGGGGGGGGGGGGGGGGGGGGGGGGGGGGGGGGGGGGGGGGGGGGGGGGGGGGGGGGGGGGGGGGGGGGGGGGGGGGGGGGGGGGGGGGGGGGGGGGGGGGGGGGGGGGGGGGGGGGGGGGGGGGGGGGGGGGGGGGGGGGGGGGGGGGGGGGGGGGGGGGGGGGGGGGGGGGGGGGGGGGGGGGGGGGGGGGGGGGGGGGGGGGGGGGGGGGGGGGGGGGGGGGGGGGGGGGGGGGGGGGGGGGGGGGGGGGGGGGGGGGGGGGGGGGGGGGGGGGGGGGGGGGGGGGGGGGGGGGGGGGGGGGGGGGGGGGGGGGGGGGGGGGGGGGGGGGGGGGGGGGGGGGGGGGGGGGGGGGGGGGGGGGGGGGGGGGGGGGGGGGGGGGGGGGGGGGGGGGGGGGGGGGGGGGGGGGGGGGGGGGGGGGGGGGGGGGGGGGGGGGGGGGGGGGGGGGGGGGGGGGGGGGGGGGGGGGGGGGGGGGGGGGGGGGGGGGGGGGGGGGGGGGGGGGGGGGGGGGGGGGGGGGGGGGGGGGGGGGGGGGGGGGGGGGGGGGGGGGGGGGGGGGGGGGGGGGGGGGGGGGGGGGGGGGGGGGGGGGGGGGGGGGGGGGGGGGGGGGGGGGGGGGGGGGGGGGGGGGGGGGGGGGGGGGGGGGGGGGGGGGGGGGGGGGGGGGGGGGGGGGGGGGGGGGGGGGGGGGGGGGGGGGGGGGGGGGGGGGGGGGGGGGGGGGGGGGGGGGGGGGGGGGGGGGGGGGGGGGGGGGGGGGGGGGGGGGGGGGGGGGGGGGGGGGGGGGGGGGGGGGGGGGGGGGGGGGGGGGGGGGGGGGGGGGGGGGGGGGGGGGGGGGGGGGGGGGGGGGGGGGGGGGGGGGGGGGGGGGGGGGGGGGGGGGGGGGGGGGGGGGGGGGGGGGGGGGGGGGGGGGGGGGGGGGGGGGGGGGGGGGGGGGGGGGGGGGGGGGGGGGGGGGGGGGGGGGGGGGGGGGGGGGGGGGGGGGGGGGGGGGGGGGGGGGGGGGGGGGGGGGGGGGGGGGGGGGGGGGGGGGGGGGGGGGGGGGGGGGGGGGGGGGGGGGGGGGGGGGGGGGGGGGGGGGGGGGGGGGGGGGGGGGGGGGGGGGGGGGGGGGGGGGGGGGGGGGGGGGGGGGGGGGGGGGGGGGGGGGGGGGGGGGGGGGGGGGGGGGGGGGGGGGGGGGGGGGGGGGGGGGGGGGGGGGGGGGGGGGGGGGGGGGGGGGGGGGGGGGGGGGGGGGGGGGGGGGGGGGGGGGGGGGGGGGGGGGGGGGGGGGGGGGGGGGGGGGGGGGGGGGGGGGGGGGGGGGGGGGGGGGGGGGGGGGGGGGGGGGGGGGGGGGGGGGGGGGGGGGGGGGGGGGGGGGGGGGGGGGGGGGGGGGGGGGGGGGGGGGGGGGGGGGGGGGGGGGGGGGGGGGGGGGGGGGGGGGGGGGGGGGGGGGGGGGGGGGGGGGGGGGGGGGGGGGGGGGGGGGGGGGGGGGGGGGGGGGGGGGGGGGGGGGGGGGGGGGGGGGGGGGGGGGGGGGGGGGGGGGGGGGGGGGGGGGGGGGGGGGGGGGGGGGGGGGGGGGGGGGGGGGGGGGGGGGGGGGGGGGGGGGGGGGGGGGGGGGGGGGGGGGGGGGGGGGGGGGGGGGGGGGGGGGGGGGGGGGGGGGGGGGGGGGGGGGGGGGGGGGGGGGGGGGGGGGGGGGGGGGGGGGGGGGGGGGGGGGGGGGGGGGGGGGGGGGGGGGGGGGGGGGGGGGGGGGGGGGGGGGGGGGGGGGGGGGGGGGGGGGGGGGGGGGGGGGGGGGGGGGGGGGGGGGGGGGGGGGGGGGGGGGGGGGGGGGGGGGGGGGGGGGGGGGGGGGGGGGGGGGGGGGGGGGGGGGGGGGGGGGGGGGGGGGGGGGGGGGGGGGGGGGGGGGGUAGUGGGGGGUAUCAACGGAGUUCCCCGGAGCCCCGACUGUUCCGAUACGGUGACAACAUGGGUCAAGGGAAGCACAGUGGGAUGGGAGGAGGGAGAAAGGCCUGGUCCGCCCACAGAUAUCCCAUCCUGGGGGGCAUUGGAUAGUGGGGGGCCCGUGGGAAAAGGCCUGAGCCCUAGCUACGGCCCUGGGCCUUUUUCUGGGUGGCCGCUUGAGGGCAGGUGUGCUGCACUUACGUGGAGCCGAGCCCCUGCUCCCUAA
This is a messenger RNA of Knipowitschia caucasica, 3729 nucleotides long. The record is from the annotation of a GenBank genome assembly. Lineage: Eukaryota; Metazoa; Chordata; Actinopteri; Gobiiformes; Gobiidae.